CCGGAGGGGAAGCUCCCGCCUGCCCGGGCUCCCCGAUGGUUUUGCCCCGGCUCUGGGAGAGCUUCAGAUUCCGUCGUGCGCGCCUCGCCCUCCUGAGCUGCCUCUGCACUAGAAUGUUGCGGCAGGUCUUGCACAGGGGGCUGAGAACGUCUUUCGCCAGACUCGGCCACUUCAUCGCCAGCCACCCGGUCUUCUUCGCCUCCGCCCCCGUGCUCAUCUCCAUCUUGCUGGGGGCCAGCUUCAGCAGGUACCAGAUCGAGGAGAGCGUCGAGCACCUGCUGGCCCCCAAACACAGCCUGGCCAAGAUCGAGAGGAACCUCGUCAACAGCCUCUUCCCCGUCAACCGUUCCAAGCACCGGCUCUAUUCUGACCUGCAGACCCCUGGGAGGUACGGCAGGGUCAUUAUCACCUCCUUCGUGAAGGCGAACAUGCUGGACCAGCACCACACCGAGCUGAUUUUAAAGUUGCACUCUGCUGUGACCAGGAUCCAAGUGCAAAGACCUGGUUUCAACUACACUUUUGCCCAUAUCUGCAUCCUAAAUAAUGACAAGUCUUGCAUAGUGGAUGACAUUGUGCAUGUCCUGAAGGAACUGAAGGCUGCCCGCUUGUCUAACCAAACUAAUUUUUCUAUCACAUAUCCAAUCACACACUUAAAGGAUGGCAGGGCAGUGUACAAUGGGCACCAGCUUGGCGGUGUCACCGUGCACAGCAAGGACCGGGUGAAGUCCGCCGAAGCCAUUCAGCUCACCUACUACUUGCAGGCAAUCAACUCCCUGAAUGACAUGGUGGCGGAAAAGUGGGAAUCCAACUUUUGUGACACUAUUGAACUUUUCCAGAAAUCCAACCAGAAUGUCACGAUGUACCCCUUCACUUCUUCAUCUCUUCAAGAAGACUUCCAGAAGACGAGUAGGGUGUCCGAACGUUAUCUCACCACAAGCCUGGCCCUUGUGAUAACCUUGGCCAUGCUCUGCUGUUCCAUGCAAGACUGUGUCCGCAGCAAACCCUGGCUUGGCCUCCUUGGCUUGCUAACUGUGAGUUUGGCCACUCUCACUGCAGCUGGAAUCAUUAAUCUGACUGGUGGGAAAUACAAUUCUACCUUCCUGGGAAUACUGUUCAUCGUGUUAGGUCAUGGCUUAUAUGGAACUUUUGAGAUGCUGUCCUCCUGGAGGAAAACAAGAGAAGACCAGCACGUGAAAGAGAGAACUGCAGCUGUGUUUGCAGACUCCAUGCUCUCCUUUUCUCUCACCACUGCCAUGUAUCUGGUCACUUUUGGGAUAGGUGCCAGCCCCUUCACUAACAUUGAAGCAGCCAGGAUCUUCUGCUGUAAUUCCUGUAUUGCAAUUUUCUUCAACUACCUCUAUGUACUCUCCUUUUAUGGUUCCAGCCUCGUGUUUACUGGCUACAUAGAAAACAACUACCAGCAUAGUAUCUUCUGCAGAAAGGUACCAAAGCCAGAGGCACUGCAAGAGAAGCCUGCCUGGUAUAGGUUUCUUCUGACAGCCAAAUUCAGCGAGGACACAACAGAGUCAGAGGAGACAAACAGUUACGAAAGCCACCUUUUGGUGUGCUUCCUCAAGCGUUACUACUGUGACUGGAUAACCAACACUUAUGUCAAGCCUUUUGUAGUUCUCUUUUACCUUAUUUAUAUUUCCUUUGCCUUAAUGGGCUACCUGCAGGUCAACGAAGAGUCAGACCUUAGUAACAUUGUAGCAACUGCGACCCGAACCAUGGAGUAUACAGCUGCUCAGCAGAAGUACUUUAGUAAUUACAGCCCUGUCAUUGGGUUUUAUAUCUAUGAAUCGAUAGAGUACUGGAACAUGACCGUUCAAGAUGACAUGUUAGAGUACACCAAGGGGUUUGUGAGGAUAUCUUGGUUUGAGAGCUACUUAAAUUACCUUCGAAAACUCAACAUAUCAACUGGAUUACCCAAAAAGAAUUUUACAGAUAUGCUGAGGAACUCCUUCUUGAAAGCCCCCCAGUUUGCCCAUUUUUCAGAGGAUAUAAUUUUCUCCAAGAAGUACAACAAUGAAGUUGACGUUGUGGCCUCCCGAAUGUUCUUGGUGGCUAAGACAAUGGAAACCAAGAGAGAAGAGCUUUAUCAUCUCCUGGAAACCUUAAGGAAGCUCUCUCUCAAGUCAAAGGUGAAAUUCAUUGUUUUCAACCCAUCAUUCGUAUACAUGGAUCGUUAUGCCUCAUACGUGGGAGCGCCUUUGCAGAACUCCUGCAUUAGUGCUUUAUUCUUGCUCUUCUUCUCGGCAUUUCUGGUGGCAGACUCUCUCAUCAAUGUUUGGCUCACGCUCACCGUUGCCUCUGUCGAAUUUGGAGUCAUAGGUUUUAUGACCUUGUGGAAAGUAGAGCUGGACUGUAUUUCUGUGUUGUGCUUAAUUUAUGGGAUUAAUUAUACAGUUGACAACUGUGCGCCCCUCUUGUCAACAUUUGUCCUGGGCAAAGAUUUCACAAGGACUAAAUGGGUAAAAAAUGCCCUGGAAGUGCACGGGGUAGCUAUUUUACAGAGCUACCUCUGCUACAUUGUUGGUCUGAUUCCUCUCGCAGCUGUGCCUUCAAAUCUGACCCGUACACUGUUCAGGUGCUUGUUUUUGAUAGCAUUAGUCACCUUCUUUCAUUGCUUUGCCAUUUUACCUGUGAUACUGACUUUUCUGCCACCAUCCAAGAAAAAGAGGAAAGAGAAGAAAACUCCUGAGAACCGGGAGGAAAUAGAAUGCGUUGAAAUGGUGGAUAUGGAUAGUACCCGAGUGGUUGACCAAAUUACAACAGUCUGACUAGUUGGUUUGUUUUGCUUUUUUUAAAGAAAAAAAAACCCUAAGAUAUUGCCAAGAGAUGAAAAUCAUAUUGAUUAUAACAUUGGGGUUUGGAUGUCUGUUUUCAAAUUAAAACCAGGAGCAUCCAAAGCAGUGUGUGAAGGGGGGAAAUAUAAUGGUAUGUUGAUUGGCUUUUGCAUAAAAAGUACAUUGAAAUGUACAUUCACCCAAUACAAAACUAGUGUCGAUUUGGGUUGCUACCUGAGAUACCAGAGGUGGGUUACUGAAUAGCAUAUUGCCAUGUCCACCCUGCCGAUGAUGAUGCCUUCGUGGCAGUCCGCCAGCACAUUGAAAGGUCAACUGCCAAGCUGAAGGAGCAGUAAGUGUACAUUUUUGACAAAGAGGCUAUGGAAAUCUUUCAAUACAGCAAUAAUUCAAGUCAGUGAGUCAGCUAUUAUGGAUCUUAGCCAUCACAUCUAACUCAAUUGCUUGCUUCUUGCUUGCUUUCUCUCUUUCUUUUUCUGAAUGGUAUAUGCAAGUUUGUA
This is a messenger RNA of Varanus komodoensis (Komodo dragon), 3304 nucleotides long. RefSeq names its product patched domain containing 1 (gene PTCHD1). Bases 36 to 2780 code for a protein of 914 amino acids. Gene Ontology annotation, cellular component: synapse; plasma membrane. Gene Ontology annotation, biological process: cognition; chemical synaptic transmission. The record is from RefSeq and is a predicted model, not a curated record. The transcript has 3 exons. NCBI's taxonomy places the organism in Eukaryota, Metazoa, Chordata, Lepidosauria, Squamata, Varanidae.